Messenger RNA from Dioscorea cayenensis subsp. rotundata (Guinea yam), 2586 nucleotides. RefSeq lists its product as uncharacterized. The transcript is spliced from 7 exons. The record is from RefSeq and is a predicted model, not a curated record. The coding region runs from base 152 to 2548 and encodes 798 amino acids. NCBI's taxonomy places the organism in Eukaryota, Viridiplantae, Streptophyta, Magnoliopsida, Dioscoreales, Dioscoreaceae.
GACUGGAAAAAAUCAUGAAGAAAGCACAGAGGCAGUGCGGGACAGCAAAAUCAUCCAUUUGGAUGUGGAUUCAUGUAGCUCAUGUCUGAUUUCUUCAACCCUCAAUAGAGGUCAAGUGGACGCUGACAGAAUCUUCAAACCCAGAAGAUGGAUGGAGAUUUAUGGAGACAAUGAGGAGAAAUGCAUUGCUGACAUUUUGAAGCAAAGUAAUUUUCCCAAUGAGAUGCCAUCUCCAGUAAAGAAAAAAUCUACUGACAAUAUUAUGUGCAACACUGGUCAUGAGGUUGCAGUAGUAGGAUAUACUUUAUCUCAAGAACCUGGUGUUCUUUCCCAAGCCAAAGCUUUUGAUGCUGUUAAUAAUUUUCUAUUCGAUAAUGAUUUGGCUUCAACUCAAGAAAUUGGCUCUGGAAAAAGCAAAUUGAGCAAGUCACCUUGUGUUUCAAUUUCAAAAGGGGUUCAGUAUAUGGCUAAAUGGGUUGAUCAUCAAAGUCUGGUUGCACAAACUCCAAUUUUUGACUGGGUUGAGAGUAUUGAUGAUGAAAAGGGCGAGCUCUUCAACAGUACAAAAGGUAGCUCCUCAGAAAGAAGAGUUGAUGCAUUAAAUUUACAUAGCCAAGUUAAUAAGCAGAGGCAUUGUAGUUCUGCAGUCACUGGAGCUACAGUUGCUAUGGACGGGGAUGAAGAUGCAAAAGUUCAUCAAAUUAAUGUAAAAAUGAGGAGCUUCUCUGGUUUGAGCUCAGGUACAAAGUUUAAUAACUCUUUACCUGAAAAUUUGCUUGGAUCUAAAAAUGAGACAAUUCAAAGUGACGCAUAUGAUCAUUCAAAUUCAGGAAUUCUACAGCAGCAUUUGAAAGAUACAGAUGCUUAUGAUGGUAUUCCAGGUAUAUAUGAUGUUGGCCCUGCUACACAGUUGGCUGCUGAAGCCAUGGAGGCUUUAUGCUAUAGCCCUUCUCUAAACCAUGAAUUGAAGAAAGACAUGCAUCAAGGAAAUGACCAUUCACCUGGAGAUUCCAGCACAGAUAUGACAGUUGGCAAGAAUUUAGGUGAUACUUUGUUUCAUCAAAGGGUUUCUUCUGCUCAUGAUUUAAGAGUGAUCACAAAACAACCUAAUCAAGGGAAGGUGAAGUGCAAUAUAUUAAGUAGGGGGAGGCUCCAUGCUUUCCAAAAACAAUCUAGUAACUCAAAAAUGGAGAAGGUGGUAGAGAAUACAACAGGAGAGACACCAGCGGGAAAUAUUUUCUCCCAUUCUGAGUUGACAGGUACUGUGAAAAUGCAAGAGAAGGAAAGUAAAGCCAAUUGCCCAAUGGAAUUAUCUUUUAACCAGCCGAAGAGAAGGAGAACCAAUCACAUUACUCAUCACAAUCAUAUUGUUGUACUUGAUAACUUCAAAAAGUCAUCACUAUCAACUACAAUGCAUUUUUCUUCACAACAAGGAGGGAUAGACGCCAUUGUCAAAGGCUUUCCUGAAAUCUUUUCUACAGUAAAGAGGAAGAAGAGAUCCAUCCGUAGAGACCUUCUUGGCCAAAAUAAUAACAUCCUUUUCAAUAUAAAAGAGCAGCCAUUGUUAUCUGGUUUUGGACAAAAGUCAUCUAAAUCCUUUUCAAAAAAGAACUUGGAGAAAAAAGUUCCCAAGUCAACUUUUGAGGUGGCUGAUUCCCCAUCUUUCAAUAGUCAUCCAGAGGUAUUUGAAGAAGUCUCACCAGUGAAGCAUUGUGUAGAUAUUUGUUUGCAGGGGGGAGACAUGGUUGAAAAUCCACAAACAGGAAAGCCAUUAAAGAGAAAAGAUCAGUUUUUGGGUAUGAGAUGUAGGCUUCCAUGGAAAGAAGCAGAGAAAUUGCUACCAUUCUACAAAGCUAAUGAUCAAGAAAUUUCACAAGAAAAAGAUUCAAUUACGAAAGAUUUGCGGAGGAGAAAAUAUAUGGCUGAUGUUCGUGUUAUGUUCAGUCAGCACUUAGAUAGCAACACACUCAAGAGACAGAAAAAAAUAUUGGCACGCUUAGCGUUGACAACUGCAUCAUCAAUAUUUGAUGCCACACACUUCGUUGCAGAUAAGUUUGCACGCACAAGAAAUAUGCUAGAAGCAAUGGCUUUAGGCAGAUCUGUUGUGACACAUCAGUGGCUUGAAAGUUGUGGACAAGCUAACUGUCUCAUCAAUGAGAAGAAUUACAUUGUAAGAGAUCUGAAGAAAGAAAAGCAAUUCUGCUUUAGUAUGCCUGUUUCACUGGCUUAUGCAUGCCAAAAUCCUCUCUUGAAGGGUAGAAGGGUGUUUGUAACACCAAACACAAAACCGGACCGAGAGCUUCUUUUGAGUUUGGUAAAGGCAUCCAGUGGCGAGCCAAUGGAGAUGUCUGAAAUUUCUGCAAUUAACGAUGACAAACUACUGGACAUUCUGAUCAUAUCUUGUGAAGAAGAUCAUGCAAUAUGCCACCCUCUACUUGAUAAAGGCGCCAAUGUUUACAACUCAGAGCUUCUACUCACUGGUAUUGUCAUUCAGAAACUUGAAUAUGAGAGACAUGUUCUCUUUGCAAACCAUGCUGAAGAUUUGUAGAACUCAUCAGUAAGAUAAUAUAAUAACCAACCUCUUUG